CGAACUUGGCCGAAAUGCACUUUGUUUACUAAACAUAACGUCUCAAACCCAGAUACCAUACAAAGCUUCGGUGUUCCGGCAUUGUUUUCCAGAUUAUGUGUUUGGUUAUAAUGUGCGCUCUCUGAGUGUCUGUGUUGUCCCACUGUUCUGGAAGGCACCACACGGUAAACGUCAGGAAUGUGGUUUGGUGGUUGAAAUCUCCUGUUAAAGGGACGAAGAGGAUUGAUCCUCAUGAAUGGAUACAUCGAUCUACGUUUACCGUCAUGCAUGCAGCCGGGCCUCUAGCCUGCGCUUUGUACACCUCCAGCGCUUGAACCAGUGUCCCUUCAGUAGGUGGAGGCUCUUCCUCCCUUUAGCCUCCGUUUCUCCCCACAUCCCCCAUCAGCCCCAGAGUUCCCUAUGUUAACCCUCUUGAGCAUGUUUUACUAUAUCUGUCUGCGGCGACGCUCCAGGAGUGGGACUCGAGGUGAGGCUCUGACCAGUCGGCGGGCCGUGGAGUCCGGCCAGAGGGCGGUGUUGCCGGUCAGUGUGGAGGUGGAGCAGUAUGCCAAGGAAGUUCUCGACUUCAGCUCCCAUUAUGGCAGUGAGAAUAGCAUGUCCUACACCAUGUGGAACCUGGCCGGGGUACCUAACGUCUACCCCAGCUCAGGAGACUUCACUCAGACGGCUGUAUUCAGAGCUUACGGAACAUGGUGGGAACAAUGUGCCAGUGCUCCGCCACCUUUCCGUCGCACCCCUAAAGGCUUCCACAGCCAGGAUUAUAUUGAACUGGGCUUCGAGGAGCCCGUCUACCCCACAGCAGUGGAGGUGCUUGAGACUUAUUACCCUGGAGCCAUCGUCCAGAUUCUGGCCUGCUCUCACAACCCCUUCUCUCAGAACCCACCUACUGAUGUCAGGUGGGAAGUGCUGUGGUCAGGGGAGCCCACCAAGGUGCUGACACCCCAAGCACGUCAGUUUUCUCCAACCAUCAAGCAUAUCAGCUUCCCCACUAACCUGCUGCGUCUGGAGGUCAACAGCUCCCUGCUGGACUACUACACCGAGCUGGACGCUGUGAUCCUGCGUGGGGUCAAAGAGAGGCCAAUGCUGGCCCUCUAUAAGAUGCCUAUUAUCGACAUUAAUGACCUGAGUGACAGCGAGGAGGAGCUGUCUGAUGUGGGAGGUCCAUUCAGACAAGGAGGAGACAUCAAGCAGCAGAGGACAGGAAACGGCUUCUUUGACAAACUGCCCUAUGAGCUCAUCCAGCUGAUACUGAGCCACCUGACCCUGCCAGACCUCUGCCGUCUGGCCCAGAGCUGUAAGCUGCUGCACCAGCACUGCUGCGACCCGCUGCAGUACACCCAGCUGAGUCUGCAGCCCUACUGGGCCCGGCUGAGUGACGCCUCCUUGGGACACCUGCAGAGCCGCUGCACCCUCCUCCAGAGGCUCAACCUGUCCUGGACCGGCAACCGUGGAGCUCUCACCCUGACCGGCUUCAGCAGCUUCUUGAAGGCCUGUGGUCUCAGCCUGUGCUGCCUGGAGCUGUCCUGCUGCCACUUCCUGAAUGAGGCCUGUCUGGAGGUCAUCUCUCAGACUUGUCCCGGGCUACAGGAGCUCAACCUGUCCUCCUGCGACCGCCUCCACCCGCAGGCAUUCACACACAUCUCCAAACUAACACGCCUCCGCCGGCUGGUGCUCUACCGCACCAAGAUAGAGCAAACGGCUAUCCUGAGCAUCCUGACUUUCUGCAUGGAGCUGAAACACCUCAGCCUCGGGAGCUGUGUGAGGAUUGAGGACUAUGAUGUUGUGGCCAGUAUGCUGGCUGCUCGCUGUCGCUCACUCUGCUCUCUGGACCUGUGGCGCUGCAGGAACCUGACUGAUCGAGGCCUGGCCGAGCUCGUCUCUGGCUGCAGGCUGCUGGAAGAGUUGGACCUGGGCUGGUGUCCUACACUGCAGAGCAGCACUGGAUGUUUCCAGAACCUUGCCCGCAGCCUGCCCCGCUUGCGCAAACUCUUCCUCACUGCCAACCGCACUGUGUGCGACUCAGACGUAGAGGAGCUGGCCGCCAGCUGCCCCUCACUGCAGCACCUCGACAUACUGGGUACGCGGCUGGUGAGUCCUGGCUCCCUCAAGAAACUCCUCCAGUCUUGUCCUCGACUUCUCCUCCUGGACGUCUCCUUCUGUUCACAGAUAGACAUGCGGGUCGUCCAAGAGCUCUCCGGCCUCUUCCCCAAUGUGGCCAUCAAGAAGAGCUUCACUCAGUGACCCCGGCAUCGUCUCAUUUCCCACAGUCCAGAGGAAGUAAGAGGAGGGAAGUGCUUGCCAGCAGACACUGCCCUAAAGUGAAUCAGAGGCAGGUCAGAUGCUGUAGGAGAUUGCUGCCCUGCCUGCGUCUGUAUCACAGACAAGAUCUUCUUUUAGCGGUCAGUAAAUAAAGCAGUUGUACUGGGUGCGGAAGGUCUUUGGAUCAACUGGCUGAGGAAACAACUACACACUCAGUCACAGGAUUAUAGAAAGUGAGACUUUUUAGUUGUUGUUGGGUUUUUUUUGGACACUUGAAAUCAGGGUCGUCGCAGUAAAGCUGCUUCAUCUUCCCACAAUCUGAAUCACUGCUUAUUUAUUGCCAAGCAACACAAGGCAAGGAAAUAUGCCUUGGUACUGGAUGCAAAACAAAACAUUUGUGAGCAAUCCUCCUUUGAACAUCUUGUUAGGACAACUAAAGAAGGAUUAAAAAACGUGUGAAGCUGCAGUAGGAUUUGGUAGUCACAUAUUUAUGUUAGCUGGUAUCAUAAUUAAAGAUCAGGGCCUUGGUCAGUGCCUUGUCAGAAUGUGCAGCAAUCACGUUGGCUGGUUUAACGCAUGAGGGUCAUUCUGAAGGCAUCUGUCUCCGUCAAGCCAGUUUGAUUUAAUUAUAAGAACUCAUACUUGAUGCUGUCAUGUUCAAAGGUAUCAGGAGCUUUAAUGGGGAAAACAAAGGUGUGAAGCAGCCUUAUUUCAAACAGUGCACUGUGUGGAUUGUGUAAACUCAAACCUAAUCCAAGUAUCUCACGUUAUUUGUUGCUGCACGCCCACUGCAUAACAAUCUUACAUUGGAAAGAAACACUCUUUACACCUGAGAUUUCCUGAGAACAUGUUUUCACUUGAAACACGUGAGAACUUGUGAGAAAGCUGACUGAAACAUUUUCAUUAACACAUGUGCUAUAAAUGACGGAAGUAACACAUACACUGACUCAUUUGAAAUAAAAGAAGUAACACAGUGCGACAGUCUAAAGAUAUACAAUUUAAAAUGAUAUAAAACAGAGAAAAGCAGCAAAUUAGCUGAAGCAAUUAGUAAGUUAUCCAAAUUUUGUGAUUAAUUCACUAUGAUCUAUGACUAUGAUCACUUUCAGCUGUGAUGGACCGGUCUGAUGCAACAAAUGUUGUUUGAUAGCAUAAACCUCUGUGGGGAGAUCUCCAAUCACAGUAAAUGUGCUCCAGUGAGUUUCCAUACAUUUACCUUACAUAUACUGAUUAGAAAAGAGCUGUAACUUAGAUUGUGGCAUUUUAGGUGAUGUUUAAUACAUGUUAAACUCUACGUGAGACUUUUGUUGGCUUAGAUUUGUAGAAAAAAAAAAUCUACCGUGCCUGAUGCAGGUCAAUUUCUGUUUAUAUUUGCCCUUUGAAUUAAACAGGGUGUUUUAUUGUUCUAUUUUUGAUUUUGUAAAAGACAUUUCUAUUUUUUAAUUUGGUAAAAUAAGGGAAAAAUGUAUAAUUUUAAGUUAAUGGUAAAUCAGUAAUUGGAUUGAUAGAUGAGUAUGAUUAGGUCAUACCAAUCAUUGUUUUCAUUGGUAAUUGUUUUGGUUCCAUAAUUUUAAGGUGAUAAUGAGAGAGUUUGGUUUCUAAAGAUAAAUGUUACAUUUGGAAAGCCGUCACUUUCACCGUGCUUUCAUGAUGUUGCAUGAUUUUCCUGUUCUCUUUCACACUGAGCUCUCUGCCACUGCUGUUUGACCACUUACGUAUUAACUACCAAAAUGAAGCUCCACUGACGGGACGGAGUACUGUAGAUUGAGGAUGUUAGUAUGUUAGACAGUGUAAACACUCUCUGUGACCUCAGUAUUUGUCCUGAAACUCAGGGGUUUUAAUAUUUCACCCGAUUUAAAUUCCUUUUUAUUUUCAAUUAUUUUGCUCCAAAAACCAGCACAACAAACAUCUUUACAGACCGAGUCAGCUUUGAGAUCAUCUGUCGUCAGUGUUGCUCUAAGACAACAAAAACAAGACAAAUGAUCAGUCAGCACUGAUGCAAAUGGAAGCGAGAGAAAUUAUAGCUUCUUGAGUGUGGAAUGUUGCACUAAUCGUAUGAUUGUGAAAAUGUAUUUCUUUCCCUGAUUAUUUAGUUUGUGUAAUCUAUGAAGCCACAGUUGCAAACUGGCAGACGUGCUUAAAAGGUAUUUGUUUAAUUUCUGUGAAAAAAAACUUGAAGUUUUUUUUUUUUAAAGCACAUGCUACUAGUCAAUAUUGUGCCUUAUACUGCUGUUUGAAUGUGGCGUGAUGUCCAUGUGGUAUAGAUUGUAGUGCUUUGCUUUUAUGCCCUUCAACCAAAGUAAUACGCAGAAACCUGGUCUUUAUCCCCCUACUAUAUUUGACCGGUUUAAAUGCCAUAUACUGUAUAUCAGCCAUGGUAAUUAAUAUAUAUGCAAAAUGCUAUUUAUUUAUACUUCCCUGUGUGAUUUAAAACUGUAAUUUAAACAUGUUAUCCUAAUAUAUAUGAACAGUAAUACACAUUUGGGGAAAUAUUUUUUGUUCUUCUUUUGCCCAAAUGAGAGAAACCCUCUCACUGCAUUUGGCAUAUUUAGCCGAGCUGAUCAUAAACACUAGAAGUACAUACUUAACCUAGUUUGGCACAAAAAAUGGAGGCAGAGGGAAACUGUUAUGUUAGCACUGUCAACUGUAGAAGUAGAUAUGCUUCCCAAGUCAAAAGUUGCAGAUGCAGAAACAAAUGCAAUGUGUGAGAAAUGGUAACCUUUGGAGGUUUUAAUUAUCCAACAAGUGCGUGACAGUGACAGCAUCCACUAUCACAAAAAGUCCUCUUCUUAAUAUUGGGCUUGUCAGACACAGAACACUAGCUUGCUAACCACAACCCUCAGUCCUAAAAAGUUAUUGUCUAAAACUUAAAUGAAACUGAAUGUGAUCAUUUCCUUAUCCAUUGGAACAUAUAUUCAGUUGAAGUCUGUACAAGCACAAAGUGCAAACUGAUAAAUUUUGUUUCUGUAAAUACUGUAUGCAUUCUGAAUUCUGAAUUGGAUGCAUUGUGUUUUUUGUUGGUUUUACACAGCAUCCCAGCUUUUUGGGAAUCAGGGUGGUAUGGAGAUAUGCUGUGUGAAUAGGUUAGUUUUGAAGCUUUUGGUAUUAAAAAAUAUAAUAUUGCAAUUAAAAAAUGUUUAAUUGUCAAUAGUUUUGCUGUCUAAACUUAUUUUUUGAUUGCAAAGUGCAAAGUCUUGAUCUCAAACGUAUUCUGUUUGAUCACAUAAUAAAAACACAAAGCAACCCUGAAUAUUGGAAGCACAUUUGUGCUUGUCAGUUCUGAUGGUGCUGUGUAGCUAUUUAUUUUUUGGACUUAACAUUCUAUGAAUACAUUGAAAUGACAUAUUGGGUUUCUAAAUUUGGACUGAUAUUUUUUUAAGAGUCAAUAUAUUUGGAUGUAUGUUUUAGGCAAAAAAUAAGUUAAUCAGCAUUGAAGAAUUCAGUGGGUUCUUUUUAACUCUUGUAGCUAAAAUCCCAGCUACAGUCGUGAUGCUAGCAAUUCCCCUGCCUCCAGUCUCUGUGCUAAGCUAGGCUAAACCUGAAUGCCCACAAUUCAAAUAGAUUGGGGUGGAAACCCCCAAAUGUUGGACUGUCCCAUUUAAAUUGCAUUCAAUGAAUAUAUAUAUUUUCUCUUUUUUUCAGUCACAGUUGUGUUUUAAACAGAAUGGCUGUGGUUAGGACAAACCAGCCUUCCCGUUCAGAUGAUGCAAAUGUUACUUCAGUGAGCUGAAAUCGUGUAGUUGAAGAUUAAAUCUUCUCGCAGGCUGACUGGAAGCCAAAAAGUGCAAACAUCACAUUUACCUGUCCCACCUAAACCCAGGAAGUAUUUUCAACUAUAUUGUGACACUAUUACUUCACAAAUCACUAUAGCAACACAGUGAAAACACUGACAAUGUAUAGUAUGUACAGCAACUGUCACUGUCUGACCAAUGAAGCAGUUCAGUUUAAGACCUUCCUGUAUUUGUGUUGUUUUAGCUCCCUACCUUGAGUGAGUGGGACAGCCCUGCUUUCUGUAAUGAAUAUGCAUUGUCUCUUCUCCCAGUCUGGAUGUGUGAUCAACCUUUGUGCCAUUGGUAGGACAUGCAGUGAAGCUCCCUGUGCUGCAGUGUGAAAGCCACUGUUGUGUGAAAAGAUUGUGCCUCUGUCAUGAUGAAACUGGGUGCUUCACUUUCACCAGAUUUUAAAUAAACUGAAGGCUGAUGACUGAUACAGCA
This is a messenger RNA of Centropristis striata (black sea bass), 6470 nucleotides long. RefSeq names its product F-box and leucine-rich repeat protein 4 (gene fbxl4). Gene Ontology annotation, cellular component: SCF ubiquitin ligase complex. Lineage: Eukaryota; Metazoa; Chordata; Actinopteri; Perciformes; Serranidae. The transcript is spliced from 9 exons. The record is from RefSeq and is a predicted model, not a curated record. The coding region runs from base 400 to 2241 and encodes 613 amino acids. Gene Ontology annotation, molecular function: protein binding. Gene Ontology annotation, biological process: SCF-dependent proteasomal ubiquitin-dependent protein catabolic process.